Messenger RNA from Blastomyces dermatitidis ER-3, 570 nucleotides. RefSeq lists its product as uncharacterized. The coding region runs from base 1 to 447 and encodes 148 amino acids. The record is from RefSeq and is a predicted model, not a curated record. The transcript has 3 exons. NCBI's taxonomy places the organism in Eukaryota, Fungi, Ascomycota, Eurotiomycetes, Onygenales, Ajellomycetaceae.
AUGGUCUCUCAUUCUCACAAUAAGUGUCAUUGUAGUGCUCAUACCAGGCAGUUUGUUAGCAAACAACAUAUUAUCAUGAAUGAUGACACAUCUUCUUCAUCUUCUUAUACACUCUCAAUCAUUUCUCUUCUCAAAUCUUCACAUGUUGACAGAUCCGUGUCUGCUGAUGAUAGUGAACCUGAUGUGGAAUCAUUGAUUGAGAACUUGAAGGACGCGAUAAUGAAGGAAUUGUCUGUGUCAUGUGUGGCCGGGUCUCCAGCGUCCCCCCCUGCCCCUUCUGCCGCUCCUUCCCCUGCUGCUCCCCCUCAAUCUCCUACACUUGCCCCUGUGUCUGGUUCUCCCGCUCCUGCUACCCCUGUUCCCGCGACCCCCACUUCUGCUACUCCUGGUUUUGCCGCCUCUGCUUUUGUUUUUGGCGUUUUUCGGGUGGCGUGGUGUUGGAAAUAGAUUAAACGUGUGGCGUAUGAAAAUGAAUGGGGUGUGUAUGAUAACAUUUGUCUUUUUGCAGCCGACCCUUACAGUUGGUGAUCAAUUCAUUAUCCCUUUCCUUUUUCUUAUGCUUUUCCUUUA